Molecule: messenger RNA, 954 nt
Organism: Aaosphaeria arxii CBS 175.79
Lineage: Eukaryota; Fungi; Ascomycota; Dothideomycetes; Pleosporales
Exons: 2
Coding region: 1-954 (317 amino acids)
Source: RefSeq, a predicted model, not a curated record
AUGCUCCACCAUCAACCCCAGAUCCUCUCUCCUCUCAACGAGAUGGACUCUCAGUCAAACUCAUCCAGCCUCCGUGCACGCAAGAUGUCUUCUGGAGGCAACAGGUCUUGGUCCGAGGAAGAGGAAAACUACCUCCUCCAGACCCGCAUGCAGAAGAUGCCCUACAAGCACAUUGCUGCUCAUUUGAAGAAGACUGAGUUGGCUUGCCGCCUGCACUAUCACCAAUUGUCGCACGGUAGCCAUCGCCGUAAGCGCACCUCAUCCGUUUCCUCGACCGCUUCUUCCAAUUCCGCCGGCCAGUCCCCGGCUUAUUCAAUGGCAGUGGACCAUGACGAUUACUCUCAAUCGUCCCGUCACGCAUCUCCCAUGAGCUACACCAGCGGCAGCCCUCACAUCAGGGCUUCCUCCGUCAGCGCCUCUCCCAACCGCAACCAGCACAAGAUCCUGCUUCCCAAGCCCCACCCGAUGACUCCUCGCGAGUCUCCCGAGCCUCUCAACGCCCUCCGCAUCAACACCGAGGUUGCUCACCAGCCCAAGGUCGUCGAUACUGAGCGCCUCCGCUCCAUCUAUGAGGCCCGCCGCCAGCAGUUCUGGGCCACCAUCGCUGCCGACUAUGGCACAGAUGUCUCCCCCGCCCAGCUCGAGGAGAUCUGGCGCAGCGGCUCCCGUGGUGUCCGCCCUCCCACCCCAGAUGCUUCUCCCGAUGGCACCAGCAUGUACAACCCUGUGCUCAAGCCCUCUCCCUUCCCACCAUAUGCUUCUCCCGUUCCCUCGGAGCCUAGGCAUUACAGCCCCAUGAACAUCAGCUCCAUCUCUGCCCCCGAGCGCAUGCCAUAUGUUCUCCCCAUGCCCGUUCCUUCUCGACAGAGAAGCGGCACCUGGAGCUCGGCCCCGCGCGACAACGUCCCCAUUGCCAGCCUCCUGACCGAGGACAAGAACCCUCGGGAUCAGUAG